Lithohypha guttulata is the source of this 810-nucleotide messenger RNA. RefSeq lists its product as uncharacterized. The record is from RefSeq and is a predicted model, not a curated record. The transcript has 2 exons. Gene Ontology annotation, cellular component: lipid droplet; prospore membrane; ascospore wall. Bases 1 to 810 code for a protein of 269 amino acids. Lineage: Eukaryota; Fungi; Ascomycota; Eurotiomycetes; Chaetothyriales; Trichomeriaceae.
AUGCCGUCUCUGAAUCCCGUCAAGCUCGUCGGCGGUGCAUCGUGGCUCUACCCGAUCAAGGGCAUCUUCUACUUUCUAGGACAUACUCGUUAUUACCCUCUGUUCAGGAGUCGACUGAUACCCGUUACUUUGUUGUCGUUCGUCAUUUAUGGCAUCCUCUUCACCUUCGCAUACCUCCCAAUCGUCGCCUUCUUGGCUAUCUGGCAUGGCCCUACAGCCUGGAUAAACGGAGCUUUCCUCAUUCUCGGUGCUGGCUCAGCGGUGAUUGCCUUGCUGUUUGAAGCUUUCUUUGUCGACGAAACCCUGGUAGAUACAUUUGACGCAGUGUUGGUAGAUCAAGGCUGUCAAGAGCUGGUCAGUCGAGGAAGACUGUUGGAUGAAACAGCUCCGAAUUCUGUCAAGUCUCUGGGAAAGCCUACCAUCUCCAGCGUCUAUUCUCCUUUCAGCUUUCGCCAGAUUGCUCUCUUCGUCGUUACCCUUCCAUUGAGUUUCAUUCCGAUAGUCGGCAUCCUCUUCUUCCUAAUUGUCAACGGCUUCUACGCUGGAAGCCUGGCUCACUAUCGUCUUUACAAGCUUCAGGGGUUGUCCAAGAAGGAGCAGAAGAAGGAAGUUAGCAAGAGAAAGCUUAAAUACACCUGGUUCGGCGCUGUUCACCUGUCAUUGCAGCUCGUGCCCGGCCUGAGCAUGCUCUUUCUUCUCACCUCAGCUGCUGGUAGUGGUCUAUGGGCUGCCAAAUUGGAAAAAGAAAGGACGUUGACACAAGGCGCAACAAUUCAACCGAAUGAGAGAUAUGAAGAUGAGCCUGUUUGA